AUGUUCCGCUCCGCCGUCCUCCGCACCGCCAGCGCCGCCGCGCGUGUCGCCCGCCCUUCCGUCGCCCUUCGAGCCCCCCUGGCACGGCAACCCGUGCUCGCCGCGUCUGCGCCCCGUCUCGUCGCCGCCUGGAAGCCUCUCGGCGUCCGGAUGUACUCUGCCGGCGGUGCCCUGACCAAGAACGAGGUUGAGACUAGGAUCACUACCCUUCUGAACGGGUUUGAUAAGGUCAACGACCCGAAGAACAUCACCUCCUCCGCCCACUUCGCCAACGACCUCGGUCUCGACAGCCUUGACGCCGUCGAGGUCGUCAUGGCCAUCGAGGAGGAGUUCAGCAUCGAGAUCCCCGACAAGGACGCCGAUACCAUCCACUCGGUCAACCAGGCCGUCGAAUACAUCCUCAGCCAGCCCGAUGCGCAGUAA
Sodiomyces alkalinus F11 is the source of this 423-nucleotide messenger RNA. Its product is annotated as acyl carrier protein. Gene Ontology annotation, cellular component: mitochondrion. Gene Ontology annotation, biological process: fatty acid biosynthetic process. Lineage: Eukaryota; Fungi; Ascomycota; Sordariomycetes; Glomerellales; Plectosphaerellaceae. The record is from RefSeq and is a predicted model, not a curated record. Gene Ontology annotation, molecular function: acyl binding; acyl carrier activity. The transcript has 3 exons. The coding region runs from base 1 to 423 and encodes 140 amino acids.